Owenia fusiformis is the source of this 1624-nucleotide messenger RNA. Lineage: Eukaryota; Metazoa; Annelida; Polychaeta; Sabellida; Oweniidae. The record is from the annotation of a GenBank genome assembly.
AUGAAGGUACCGGUGGGUAGCGUUUUUGUGAUUGUCUGCUUAAUCGGUUGCUGUUGCAUUAUGGGUACGACGGAGGGGAAGGCCCGUGGACUAAAAGAGACAACCCCUGAACAGAAAUCAUUCCUUCAACGUCUAUGGGACGCAAUUUGGGGCCGUGAUCAUGUAUAUGAUGACGUAAAAAAGAAAGCGUAUGACGACGGACUCGCGACAGAAUCAGAAUCUCAAAACAGAGCGGAUGGAGAGCUGGAUCAUGACUAUCAAGGCACAAUAUGGGACAUCGACACGUACGCAGACGAGAAUCUCACAGCAGUCGAGGAACUCGAGCUACAUAUGUUAAAGCUUCUUGGUGUGAAAGAGAUCCCAAAGCCAAAGCCUCGGUCCAAAAUUCCAAUCUACAUGGAUAUAAUGUACAUGAAAGAGAGAAAAAGUCGAUUGGAAGCCGAAAACCCACUAGAGGGGGUCAACGUUUAUGCUCACACAGCUCUAAAAGACUCCAAUGUUGAGAGAGGGAUUCUCCACUUCAAUCUUUCCGAUGACAUCGAUCCUGACACGAUUCUUUCGGCGGAGCUGGCGUUGUAUCGGUAUUAUUCUAAUCGUUGUCCCGAAACGAUUCGUAAGAUGUACGCUAAAAUCCCGAAGAUCGACAUUUGUACUACAAGUGAAAAAUGCAUUACCAUCAAAACUCCGAACAUGAGGGAAAAAUGGUUUGAUACGUUUGACCUGUCCGACAUCAUAAAACAAUUCGCUGUAAAUGGCGUUCGUGAUCUAUCUAUUCGAGUACGGAUUGAAGGUAUUCCUGAGGAAGAUUUUGACAGGCCAGCGUAUGUAUACCCGAACUAUGCGCCAAAAUGUAUCUACCGAAUGAGUCCGGAACAUACCGAAGGACAGCAGCCACUGUUAAUGAUUUAUCAUGAAGACCCGAACUUCGUUGAACGACAAAAGUCCAAACCCCGUACAGAUGAACACCGUAAAAGAGAAAAGCGAUCGAAUAAGGACAAGACAUUAGCUGAUAUGAAUCCGGAAUGGAAAAAUUCUCUUAUUUCGUUCGCUGAUGAAUGCAAGAUGCAUUCUUGGAAGUUCGACUUCUCAACCUUGAAAUGGAAUUGGUGGAUCUACCCCAAGUACAGCGCUGUCAACUUCUGUAAGGGAUGGUGCCAUCGAUAUCCUCCGACACGUACCACGCAUCAUAUCAGCUCAGAUCACGCCCAUCUAGUCAACAUGUAUCACACCCAACCGGACAUAGUUGCGCAACUUCCCCAGGGCCCGGAGCAUGCUACGUGUGUGCCUGAAACUUACACGCCUAUGGCAGUUGUGUAUAUAACCGAAGAAAAUAACUAUCGGCAAGUGCAUCUCUCUAAACUAGUCGUUGAAUCCUGUGGAUGUCGUUAACAUUAAUCGGUGGAUGUGAAUCGGUUAUUCAAAGACGUUCAUGGUAUCACGUAUCACCACUAUCACCAAGUUGAUUUUAAUCAAGAUCAUUAUUUCUGUAUGUUUCAAUGAAUGACAUAAUAGCAUUGGCUAAAGCAACAAUAUUAAUGACGAAGGAGUAAUGUCCCAACAAUACAUAUUCCUAAACGUAUCCACAUAUCCAACUAUAUGACCUCUCAAUGAAAUCUCAUUAUAA